Molecule: messenger RNA, 3107 nt
Organism: Scatophagus argus
Lineage: Eukaryota; Metazoa; Chordata; Actinopteri; Scatophagidae
Gene: chtf18
Product: CTF18, chromosome transmission fidelity factor 18 homolog (S. cerevisiae)
Exons: 22
Coding region: 185-2956 (923 amino acids)
Molecular function (GO): ATP binding; ATP hydrolysis activity
Source: RefSeq, a predicted model, not a curated record
GAGGACCUGCGUUACCCGGAUGUAAUGCAUCACAACAAAAAAAUUGCCGGGAAAUCAGCUCCGUCAAAGUGGCUGCUGAAGCCGCGAAGGGAAUAUUUGUGAGAGAAGUUUUCAGAGAGUGUUUGCGUUUAGCCCGAAUAAAUUAACGUGUCUCCGGUUGUGUCGUCUACGUGUCCGAGUCGAUAUGGACGAAUAUGACGAACUGUUCGAGAUAGAGGAUGACUUCGACGACCAGUUCGCGGACGAGCUGGAAGUGUUGGCUGACAUGGAGAAAGAGGACCUCUCCAAGCCGAGCAGACGUCAGAAGCAGGGUCCGGGAGAUGACAUCUCUGACAUAGAGCACCUGCUGGAUGAUCGGCCCAUCACUCCAAAGGCGAAGCGGCAGAAGCAGGAUGCAGGAGUGGCCAAGCGACUUUUCAACUCUCUGCAAGAUCAAGACAGCCGAGCCGAGCCGCAGAGUGAUGACAUCACGCCGCCGUCGUCUCCAGAGCAGUAUGAAGCCUCUCAUACUGUCAGGUCUACCUCAGCUGUGCUGGAUAUCAGUGGCUUCGCCACAAUCCCAGAGACGCCCAGACGAUCUGCCACAGUGGCACCAGCAUCGCAGCAUGUGCUCAGACGGGCUCCUUUGGAGGGAGACUACAUCUCUGUGACAGACUCGUCAGGAAGUCGCGUCUACCUCAGACAAAAAGAAGACACGGGGACAAAGGCAGCGGACUCCAGAAUGGUGCCAAACUCCCAGGGUGCACUGGGACUGCUCGCAGUGCCAAUAGGAGAGCUGAGAGCACAAGAGGCCGAGAGGCGUCACCGUCAAGUCGUGGAAGAAUCUCAGCGUCUUACAGAACUGCUGGCCAGCAGUGUGAACGAUGCGUUUGUGGAGCCUGAAAGCGGCGAGGAUAAAGAGAAUGAUGAUCCCGGAGAUGCAGAGGGACGAGCCUCUCGACUCUGGGUGGACAGAUUCUCUCCCCGACACUACACGGAGCUUCUCAGCGAUGAUUUUACCAACCGCUGUUUGCUCAAGUGGUUGAAACUUUGGGACGCCGUUGUGUUUGGAAGAGAGAGGAAGUCCCGCCCUGCUCGGUUUGACAGACAAGCUCCCAACCAGAACCAAUCCAAACCCAAUCAAGCCAAUCAGAACCCAAAUCGCUUCAAGAGCAAGAUUGAGCUGACUGAGGAGCUACUGGAGGCUGAGCUGGACCCAUACAAACGACCCAAAUUCAAAGUGGCUUUAUUGUCUGGUCCUCCUGGUCUGGGGAAGACCACUCUGGCUCAUGUCAUAGCAAAGCAUGCUGGGUACAACGUGGUGGAAAUCAAUGCCAGUGAUGAUCGCAGUGCUGAAAUCUUCCAGAAGCGCAUCGACACAGCGACACAGAUGAAGUCAGUUUUAGGAGCCAACGAGAAACCGAACUGCCUCAUUAUUGACGAGAUCGAUGGAGCGCCCGCGGCUGCCAUCAACGUUCUGUUAGCCACUCUGAACAGGAAAGACGGACACGGCGGGGAGGCUGGUGCAGAGACAGCAAAGAAGAAAAAGAAGAAGGAGUCCAUCCUGCUUCGACCGAUCAUCUGCAUCUGUAACGACCUUUAUGUCCCAGCUCUCAGACCUCUCAGGCAGCAGGCUUUCCUCCUGACUUUCCCCAAGACUCAGCCCUCUCGCCUCACACAGAGGCUGGCAGAGAUCUCCCUCCGGCAGGGGAUGAAGGCAGACACAGGCACUCUGAUGUCCCUGUGUGAGAAGACAGAAAAUGACAUCAGGGCUUGCAUCAACACACUACAGUUCCUGCACGGCCGCGGCCACAAGAAGGUGGACAUCAAGACCAUCCAGUGUGUCUCUGUGGGGCAGAAGGACCAGAACAAAGGCUUGUUCCACCUUUGGCAGGAGAUUUUCCAGCUGCCACGUACAAAACGGAAACGUGUUGGUGAGGGGUUUGAGGAGGGACCAGGUUCAGGAGGUGGAGGUCAGAGGUUUCAGCACGUCCUGCACUUGGCUUCAUCUAGCGGAGAGUAUGAAAAGGUUUCUCAGGGUCUGUAUGAUAAUUACCUGUCCAUGCGAGUGAGAGAUCCCAACCUGGAGGGCGUCUGUGAGGCUCUGGAUUGGCUGUCGUUCUCAGACAGGUUGAACCAAGUGAUUCUUCACGGCCAGAACUUCUCCCUGAUGAGAUACCUGCCCUUCCUGUCCGUCACAUUCCACUUCCUGUUUGCUAACACACACGUGCCCCGCAUCAGCUACCCACACAGCCAACACGAGGCCUCCUCCCGGCUCCACAGCAGCAGGAAUGCUUUGUCCACCAUGUUGGCUGACAUCCCGGCGUGCAUCAGAACGAGGAUCAGCGAGCUGAGCCUGACCCUUGACAUGCUCACGCUUCUCCUGGACAUCAUCUGCCCCAAGCUGCGGCCUGUGAAUCCGCAGCUGUUCAGCAGCAGAGAGAAGGAGCAGAUGCGUGAGCUGAUCGACACCAUGCUGGCAUACAACCUCUCGUACAGGCAGGACCGCACACCUGAGGGACAGUACACAUACAUGCUGGAGCCGCGCGUUGAGGAGGUGGUGAGGUAUCCAGGCCUGCCGCCGCGCCGUCAGCUGACGUAUCAGGCCAAGCAAACCAUCAGCAGAGAGAUGGAGCAAGAGAAGAUGAGGAGAGCAGAGCAACUGAUGCUGCAACGAAACCCUGCAGUGAAAGAGAAAGAACAGAAGAGUGCUGGUCCUAAACCAACCCGGAACCAUCAGCAGAGGCUGGAGAACAUUGUCAAACAGACCACAGUGGAGACCAGGCCAGAGGUGGAUUUCUUUGGUCGAGCUGUUGCCCCCAAACCUCAGAGACCGCAGCCGCUGUCGGACGCAGGUGAGAAGUGUGCGGUUCUUUCUAUCGGAACAGCAGUGGGCAACAGCGAUGUGUGGUUCCGCUUCAACGAGGGCAUGUCCAACGCUGUCAGGCGAAAUGUCUACAUCAGAGAACUGCUGUAACCCCCGAAACACACACACACACACACAGGUUGCUUUUCUUUGUUCUGUGCAAACAUCUGAGUGAAUCCCAACAUCCAGCUGUUAAAUUCAAAACAGUCUUUAUUUUGAUUGACAGUGUAAAGAGCCAAUAAAAACGUGUUGUUGAACAUUU